Gavialis gangeticus (Gharial) is the source of this 1279-nucleotide messenger RNA. It is a transcript of the gene DLX5, whose product is annotated as distal-less homeobox 5. The transcript is spliced from 3 exons. Lineage: Eukaryota; Metazoa; Chordata; Crocodylia; Gavialidae. Gene Ontology annotation, molecular function: RNA polymerase II cis-regulatory region sequence-specific DNA binding; DNA-binding transcription factor activity, RNA polymerase II-specific. The record is from RefSeq and is a predicted model, not a curated record. Gene Ontology annotation, biological process: embryo development; regulation of transcription by RNA polymerase II; cell differentiation.
GGCGCCCCCGGUCCGCGCCGCCGAGUUCGCGGCUCCCUUCCAGACGGCGCCCGCCAUGCACCACCCGUCGCAGGAGUCGCCCACGCUGCCCGAGUCCUCGGCCACGGACCCCGACUACUACAGCCCCGCGGGGGGAGCCGCGCACGGCUACUGCUCGCCCACCUCGGCUUCCUACGGCAAGGCGCUCAACCCCUACCAGUACCAGUACCACGGCAUGAGCGGCGCCGCCGGCUCCUACCCCGCCAAAGNNNGGGCAGAGCUGGGCUGGGCCGCACCGCACCGCACGGGCCCCGCUCCGCUCCCCGCUCCCCGCUGACCCGCUCUCUCCCGUUCCCGCGCAGAAAAGGAGGUGGCCGAGCCGGAGGUGAGGAUGGUGAACGGGAAACCAAAGAAAGUUCGCAAGCCCCGGACUAUUUAUUCCAGCUUCCAGCUGGCUGCCUUACAGAGGAGGUUUCAGAAAACGCAGUACCUCGCCCUGCCCGAGAGAGCCGAGCUGGCCGCCUCCUUGGGACUAACCCAGACGCAGGUGAAAAUCUGGUUUCAGAACAAGCGCUCCAAGAUCAAGAAGAUCAUGAAAAACGGCGAGAUGCCCCCGGAGCACAGCCCCAGCUCCAGCGACCCCAUGGCCUGCAACUCGCCGCAGUCCCCCGCCGUGUGGGAAUCUCAGGGCUCGUCCAGAUCGCUCAGCCACCACCCCCACGGCCACGGCCACCCGGCCGCCUCCAACCCCUCGCCCGCCGCCGGCUACCUGGACAACUCCGCGCCCUGGUACCCGGGCUCCCACCUGCAGCCCCACGGCGCCCUGCAGCACCCGCUCGCCCUCGCCUCGGGGACGAUUUACUAGGGGCCGCUCGGGGGGGCCUCGCCCUUGCUUUUCCUUUGGGCCUUUGCCCCUCCUCGGACGCCGGGGUUUUGCCGUCGGAAGGGCUGGAAGCAGCGGCCGGGGGGGUCGGAGAGGGAGACCAGACAAAGGGGUCCAUGUGUAACGCUUGUGCAUGUAACUUAUUGCAUUUCAAAGGCAACCCCCUCCCUCUUUUAUACAGACGGACCUGGGGAGGGUUUCUCUCCCCCUCCCCCCGCCCCUCUUUUAUUUUAUUUUAUUUUAUUAUUAUUAUUUUUGUUGUUGCUCAGCUGUGGACACUAUCAAUGGUGCCUUGAAAUCUAUGACCUCAACUUUGCCAGAGACUUUUUUCCAACGUUAUUUUAAUCCUGUAAAUACGUGUAGAUAGAGGAAUUAAACUGUAUAUUCUGAAGAAAUAAAAUUAUUUCCACCACCACA